Molecule: messenger RNA, 2821 nt
Organism: Dromaius novaehollandiae (emu)
Lineage: Eukaryota; Metazoa; Chordata; Aves; Casuariiformes; Dromaiidae
Gene: MOCS3
Product: molybdenum cofactor synthesis 3
Exons: 1
Coding region: 67-1476 (469 amino acids)
Biological process (GO): tRNA wobble position uridine thiolation; protein urmylation
Cellular component (GO): cytoplasm; cytosol
Molecular function (GO): thiosulfate-cyanide sulfurtransferase activity; adenylyltransferase activity; URM1 activating enzyme activity
Source: RefSeq, a predicted model, not a curated record
CCCUUCCUCCCACCCCCGGGCGGAAGCGGAAGCGGCAGUGGCGGAGCCGCCCGGUCGCCCGCGGCCAUGGCCGGCAGCGCGGAGGCGGCGCGGCUGCGCGUCGAGAUCGAGCGGCGGGAGCAGGAGCUGCGUGGGCUGCGCGAGCGGCUGGCCGCCGUGCUGGCGGGGCCGGCCGAGCCCGCCGCCGCCGCGGAGCCCGCCGCGGAGCCCGCCGCCGCCUUCCCCGGCGAGCUGCCGCCUCUGGCGGCGCAGGCCUCGCUGAGCGCCGCCGCCAUCCUGCGCUACAGCCGGCAGCUGGUGCUGCCCGAGCUGGGCGUGCGGGGGCAGCUGCGCCUGGCGCGCUGCUCCGUGCUCGUGGUGGGCUGCGGCGGCCUGGGCUGCCCCCUGGCGCAGUACCUGGCCGCGGCCGGCGUCGGCCGCCUGGGGCUGGUGGAUCACGACGUGGUGGAGACGAGCAACCUGCACCGGCAGGUGCUGCACGGCGAGGCCGGCCGCGGGCUCCCCAAGGCCGUCUCGGCCGCCGCGGCGCUGCGGCGGCUCAACUCCACGGUGCAGUACGUGCCCUACUGCGGGGCCCUGAGCCCCCGCGGCGCCCUGGAGCUGGUGCGGCAGUACGACGUGGUGGCCGACUGCUCCGACAACGUGCCCACGCGGUACCUGGUGAACGACGCCUGCGUCCUCGCCGGGAAGCCCCUGGUGUCCGGCAGCGCCCUGCGGCUGGAGGGGCAGCUGGUCGUGUACAACUACCGGGGGGGGCCCUGCUACCGCUGUCUCUUCCCCACGCCCCCUCCGCCGGAGACGGUGACGAACUGCGCCGACGGGGGAGUGCUGGGCGUUGUGCCGGGCAUCAUGGGCUGCAUCCAGGCCCUGGAGGUGCUGAAGAUAGCUUCGGGAAUGGGCUCCUCCUUCGGGCAGUUCAUGCUGAUGUUCGAUGCUCGCGAGGGGAGAUUUCGCAACAUCAGGUUGAGACCAAAGAGACCAGACUGUGCUGUUUGUGGGGACGAGCCAUCCGUCACUUGCCUUCAGGAUUAUGAAGCAUUUUGUGGUUCUUCUGCAACAGACAAAUGUAGGACUUUACAUCUGCUGUCCAGUAAAGACAGGAUAUCUGUAGAGGAAUACAAAAAAGUGUUGGAUGAGCAGAUUCCUCAUGUGUUGCUAGAUGUUCGUCCACAGGUAGAAGUGGAUAUUUGUCACCUGGUACAUGCCGUCCAUAUUCCUUUGAGUAAAUUGGAAGAAAAAAAUGAAGAAUGUCUGAAAUACUUAGAAAAAAGAAUUUGUGAAGAAAAGCAGGAAACUAAUGGCAAAACAGCUUUUCCUGUAUAUGUUGUUUGCAAAUUAGGAAAUGACUCCCAGAAGGCCGUAAGAAUUCUGCAGGAGUUACCUGGCAAAGAACUUGGUUCUGUGUUAGCUAAAGAUAUUAAAGGGGGGCUUAUGGCUUGGGCUGCUAAAAUUGACCCAUCAUUUCCUCAGUAUUAGCAAUUUAUAUAUUGUUGAAAAAGAAUUAAUACUCACUGUAAAUGCCAUAGGGUUUCAUGUCUGUAAUUCCUAUAUCAUAUGGAUAAAUUGGGAGAUAGAAAUACUGUAUUGCUUUUUUUAAUGGUAAUUUUUGAAAAAAACCAUGUAUCUUUGUAGGUGCUUUAAAUUCUAUCUUUAUAAAAAUGUGAAUCCAUCAAUGGAAAUGGAAAGAAACAUGUUUCUUGGUUAUUAUUUCAUAGCGAAACUUGGAAUAAUUACUUAAUUGUGCAUUUGAAAACUGAGAAUUAUUCCUGAUUAGUAAUUAUAGUCUUGAGAGUGACAGAGCACCAGAGUUGUGUUGAAAGUUUUUGCUCAGUCUUCUAACUGUCUAACAUACAGAAAAUUGAAACAGUGCAUACUGAUAAAUUUUGCUGCUAAUCUCGAGCUAGUCAGUAGCAGCAUUAAGGCUAUGAUAGGGAAUUGCCAAGAAAAAGUUCCUGCUGACAAGACUGUUUUGAUCAGCAUUUUUUUCUGUCUGUUCUCUGUGGAAGUGUUGUGUAUUUACGAAAAAGUGCUCACUAUCAGUGGCAAAGUAAAGGUAGUGCUACUGUCAUAAUGACAGAAGAACUGGAACAUAGCCAAAGCCAGACUUCAGAUUUUAUGGUGUUUCUGUGGUGUGGUGCUAUGCUUGGUUGACCCCUGUUUGACUUAGGUAGGCAAAUGAAAGCUGAAGGUACAGCUUUAAAGGUACAGGCACAAGAAAUUUAUGUGUAGUUGACCACAUAAUACUGGUCACAUGGUGAUUUUUAUACAUCUAAUUCAUCUGAAUUGUGGUAGUUAUGGUAGUAGCACCCACAGUCUUAAGAAAUUGAGUAAAGGAUGUGUCUGAGAACAAACAGAUUUUAUGUAAUGUUAAUCUUGUGACUUUUAUAAAGUUCCAGCUAUAUUUGAGAUACUUUAUUGUCUUUCUUAUCUAUUACAAACUUAAAGCCAUCCAUCUUUUGCUUGUUGACUGGCAACAAAUGUAUUCUGCAACUUGUGUAGAGAGAGUGAAGUUAACUAUUAAUAGGACAAAAGUUUUAGCUCAGAAAGUUUGUAAAACAUACAGAAAAUACUUCUGUGAAGGUUUGGAAGCUUUCACAGACUGAUAGGUGAAGAAGAGGUAAGACAGAUAGAAAUAGAUAUGUGGCCUCCCUUCUGCAAGUAUGAAGAUGUAUUUCCUAAAUUUUCUUGUUUGUUGUCAUAGUUGCAUAUUCCCCACAGUGCUGCAUUAUUUUAUUAAUUGGCAUGAAGAGCUAUACACUGGUAAAUCAGUUCAUCUAUGGGAACUGAAUAAAAAGAGAAAUAAACAGCUUCUCAACAGAGA